Neopsephotus bourkii (Bourke's parrot) is the source of this 888-nucleotide messenger RNA. RefSeq names its product RAB37, member RAS oncogene family (gene RAB37). The transcript has 10 exons. Bases 116 to 868 code for a protein of 250 amino acids. Lineage: Eukaryota; Metazoa; Chordata; Aves; Psittaciformes; Psittacidae. Gene Ontology annotation, molecular function: GTPase activity; GTP binding. The record is from RefSeq and is a predicted model, not a curated record. Gene Ontology annotation, cellular component: endosome; Golgi apparatus.
GGCGGAGCCGAGCGCUGUCCGCGGUGCUGAAGGCGGGGCGGGCGCUGUCCGCGGUGCUGCAGGAGCGGCCCUGCCCGCCCCCCCUGCGGCCGGAGCCGUUCCAUGCACCCCGGCUAUGGAGGCCCGCACCGCCGGCUCGGGGGGGGCCGGUUACAACGAGGCCCUACUGCACAAGACAAUCCUGGUGGGAGACAGCGGCGUGGGGAAGACAUCUCUGCUGGUCCAGUUUGACCAGGGCAAGUUCAUCCCUGGCUCCUUCUCUGCUACCGUGGGCAUUGGGUUUACGGUGAUGCUGCUUGGAGACUCGGGCGUGGGGAAAACCUGCUUCCUGCUCCAGUUCAAAGACGGGGCCUUUCUCUCCGGGAUGUUCAUAGCCACCGUGGGCAUAGAUUUCCGGAACAAAGUGGUGUCUGUGGAUGGUGUGAAGGUGAAGUUGCAGCAGAUCUGGGACACAGCAGGACAGGAGCGCUUCCGCAGCGUCACCCAUGCCUACUACAGGGAUGCCCAAGCCCUGCUCCUGCUCUAUGAUAUCACCAGCAAGAUGUCCUUUGACAACAUCCGUGCCUGGCUGACGGAGAUCCAUGAGUACGCCCAGAAGGACGUGGUCAUCAUGCUGCUGGGCAACAAGGCGGAUGUGAGCAGCGAGAGGGCCGUGAGGACAGAGGACGGAGCAUCACUGGCCAGGGAGUACGGGGUGCCUUUCAUGGAGACAAGCGCCAAGACGGGCAUGAACGUGGAGCUGGCAUUCCUGGCCAUUGCCAAGGAGCUGAAGCAGCGCGCGGUGCAGCCGCAGGACGAGCCCCGCUUCCAGAUCCACGAGUACAUCGAGGCGCAGCAGAGGAAAUCCAGCUGCUGUGCCUUCGCCUGAGAGCUAAGGGGGAGGCAGGA